CAAUAUUUACUUUGAAAAAAUUAGAUAAAAUUCAAGAUAUAAUUAAUGAGGUUUUUGGAAACCAACUGAUUGAUGAUAUGCAACACCUACAGGCUCUGAAAUUAACAUUGAAAAUUUUAGAAGAUUUUACAAGCAACCAAAAAGAAAUUAAAGAAGCAAACCAAUCAUCUACUUAUCUCCAUAUGCCAAUUUGGCCAUGUUAUAUUGAUGGAAUUGAGGUUAAAAAGAAUGCUAUAUUAAUAUCAAAAAUUUCUGAUAUGAAUAAUAAUAAGAGAAUGCUUGGCAUCAUUAAUUGUUACAAAGACAAAGUUAGAGCGGAAAAUAAUGAUAAAACUUACUUGAAUAGUGCUAGAAAUUUUGAAUAUGAUGGUAGUGCAAACAUAGAUAUUAGUGGUAAUAAGAUUGAUAAAAAAAUAUUAGCAUUGAAUUGGACUAUAAUAAUGAUGAGAUAUACAAGUAUGAAAAUUAUAAUAGGGGUUAAAAUAGAUAAGUAUAAAGUGUCUAUAGAGUAUACAAAAUCUACUAAUAUAUAUCAAGCUGAAGAUGAAAGAACCUAUAGGCCUAGAAAUUGUUAUAAAAGAGGAGUUGAAGUCAAAAUAGAAUGA
This is a messenger RNA of Racocetra fulgida, 605 nucleotides long. The record is from the annotation of a GenBank genome assembly. Lineage: Eukaryota; Fungi; Glomeromycota; Glomeromycetes; Diversisporales; Gigasporaceae.